This is a messenger RNA of Plectropomus leopardus (leopard coralgrouper), 2122 nucleotides long. It is a transcript of the gene fbxl12, whose product is annotated as F-box and leucine rich repeat protein 12. The record is from RefSeq and is a predicted model, not a curated record. NCBI's taxonomy places the organism in Eukaryota, Metazoa, Chordata, Actinopteri, Perciformes, Serranidae. Gene Ontology annotation, cellular component: cytoplasm; SCF ubiquitin ligase complex. Gene Ontology annotation, biological process: SCF-dependent proteasomal ubiquitin-dependent protein catabolic process. Gene Ontology annotation, molecular function: protein binding.
AAGACUGCUUUUUAGCCAAGAGACCCGCAGUGUCCAGCACACAGGUGAUGUGUGAUUUAACCCUCGCAGUGCGGGUCGGUGGGUCCUGCAGUCAGCGGGCAGCUGUUUCCUGGGGAUCUCUGAUGUAGACGCAACCUGUGUGCGUCUGGAUAUCAGUCCGUGUCCAAGCUUUAAGUACUUUUGUUUGGAGAAUGGAUGAAUUUAAAGGCUGUAAUCUGGACUACAUACCCGAAAACAUUUUAAUAGACGUGUUGUCGUAUUUGAGCGUGCGAGAGCUCGUGAGAGCCGGAAGAGUGUGUAAGAGGUGGAGACGCCUCGUGAGGGACCAGAGACUGUGGAGACUCGUGGAUCUGUCUGCAUGGAAAGGGGUGACGUCCCGAAUCCUGUGGCUCCUGCUGCGUCAGUACCUGGGCUGUGGACUGAGGUGCCUUCGGUUGCGUGGUUUGCUGCUUUCUGCUCGAGGUGGCUCCUUCCUCUCUGAGUCUUGGCUCAAAGCUUUGUCCACGAAGUGCCCUCGCCUGAGUAAACUCUACCUCCUGCACACAGACCUCAGGUGUCUGCCCAGCUGCCAGCUCCUGCCUCCGUCUCUGCAGGUGCUGGAGCUGUGCGGCUGUGAGCUGCCUCUCGACUUUUUCAACCAGACUGUGAUUUCACCUGCUCGCCCCCAAGAAGCCACAUCCAGCGCUCAGCAGCAAGGAAAGGAUCGGAAAGGAAAAGUGCAGGGCUCUCCGUCAGGGAUCGGUAUCGAGAGGUUAGUCCUAAACAAUGUGCCCUCUUUCACAGACCAGCAUCUGCAGAGUUUGACAUCGUGGGAGAGGCUCAGCCGGUUGGAGCUGCGCGACACCUUUCGAGUGUCGGCUAACGGGCUCAGGAGCUGCGCUGCCAAGGACGGCGGCUGUGGGGUGGAGGGGCUUUCGAGACUCAAGUUCCUGGAAAUAGGCAUCACUGGGCGACAAGGCUACCAGUUACAGAUGGCGUCCCUGGGUUUGGGGGCGGGAUGGAUCGGGCUGGAGGAGCUGAGUCUGGGGGGUAAGGAGGUGGGGCCCGGUUUGCUGUGUGCCAGCCGACUGAAGGACCUGAAGAGUCUGUGCCUGUGGGCCUGCACGCUCAACGAGACGCAGGUGGUGCGGAGCUGCAGGAUGUUCCGCGGGCUCCGCAGGCUGGAGUUUCUGGACGUGAUCUUCCUGCCUCGGCAGUGUCCACCAGUCGUGGAGGGCGAGGCCGGCGGUGGUGAGGAGCAGGACGACGAGGAAGCUGCAGGAGAAGAUAACAGUAACGAUGAGAACAAAACACUAGACAUGAACGAUCCCAUUCCCAGUCUGCGUCGCUCGCUCGCCGUCCUGCUGCCGUCCUGCACCGUAGUUUUUACUAACUGCUCCGUUCAGAUCAAUGCAGACUAAUCAGGUCUGUAAUACAAGAGGCCGCGAUCAAUACUGUUCGCUGUCGCACAGAUAUAUGUCCUUUUAUGUAGCGUUAUAGACAUAACAUUUAGCAUUAUGUCUUUAGGCACAUAGGCGUACAAAAUAUUACAAUCAUGUUUUAGAUCCUCAUUAGGAACGUCCCAGUCAAGUACUUUUGGCUCGAUCCCGGUCUGAGUCAGCUGAUAUUGAGUAUCUGCUGAUAUUUAGUCCUGAUCCGAUACUUGUAUUUACCUGCUGAUGAUGCAGCGGCACAGUACACACUUCACAUACUUUAGAGUGAUACAAAGUGCAGCGUUUUGUGUUUUUAACAAAGUAAACAAACCAAAAAAUGUCUUCAGAAAUUGCUCUUAAAUCCACGUAGUGUAGCAUUGUAAUAAAAGUACAGAAAACCAUAAAUGAGUAACAUAAUCACAGUUUCACUUCAAAGUCGGGUUUCAGCUGAACUUGAACUUGAACUAAACCUCUGAAACUUGAGAAAAUUGGUUUGAUUUUUUUGUCAACUGUUUUUUUUUUGUUUGUUUGUUUGUUUGUUUUGGGAAAAAAAUGACGACCAACUUGGCAAGACGUAUCUAGCAAAUUAGCAAAAUUAUUACUAAAAAGUGACAAAGAAAUGACCUGAAAGUUAGCUGUGGGGGAUCAUAAGAUAUUAAAACUAAAUAAAUAAAUAGGAAAAAAAUCUGCACUUCAAGGUUAUUUUUUUC